GAAAAAAGCGGUGGGGUGUCGCGUCGGUCCUUCGCGGCGAUGUCCUCUUCCAGAUCGAAACGCCCUGCAAAGGGGAUGCCCAAGUACAAAGAGGAGUCAGAUGGCUCUGUAUCAUCUGAGGACUCUGACUGGGAUCCAGAUGAAACAGAAGUGCCAGGCGGUGGCAAAAACAUCACAGACGUGAGCGACUCCUCCGGCCCGGCCACCAACGGCCGACCCGGCCUCCCCUCCGACCUGCUCUCGUCCGCCAUGGACUCGUCCGGCGUGGCGGGCGGCUCCGGCUCGGGCUCCAGCUCCAGCUCCAGCUCCAGCCUGACCGUCAAGCCCGAGCCGGGCUCCUCACAGCGCCAGUCGAAGAUCGACCGUCUGAUCCGGGCGGCCUGCUGA
Molecule: messenger RNA, 387 nt
Organism: Pollicipes pollicipes
Lineage: Eukaryota; Metazoa; Arthropoda; Thecostraca; Pollicipedomorpha; Pollicipedidae
Exons: 3
Coding region: 40-387 (115 amino acids)
Source: RefSeq, a predicted model, not a curated record